Elaeis guineensis (African oil palm) is the source of this 957-nucleotide messenger RNA. RefSeq names its product E3 ubiquitin-protein ligase MPSR1. The record is from RefSeq and is a predicted model, not a curated record. Gene Ontology annotation, molecular function: ubiquitin protein ligase activity. Gene Ontology annotation, cellular component: cytoplasm. Gene Ontology annotation, biological process: protein ubiquitination. NCBI's taxonomy places the organism in Eukaryota, Viridiplantae, Streptophyta, Magnoliopsida, Arecales, Arecaceae.
UUAUUUUUUCUUUCUCCUUCUACUCUCUCUCUCUCUCUCUGUGGGGGGGUGAUGGCGGCGGCGGGGGACGGGAUCCUGGAGGAGCUGCUAAGAGGUGGCGGCGGUGGAGGAGGGAUGGGGAACUUCUUUCCGAUCAUCGUCGGAGUGCUGGGACCGCCGGCCGGGACCGAAGGGCCAGAUCGGGUAGUGCUGGUAAACCCGUUGACGCAGGGGAUGGUGGUGCUGGAGGGGGACGCGGGCCAUCUCUCGGAUAUCCUCGCCGACGUGGGGGCUGCUGGAAAGAGGGGGCCGCCGCCGGCAUCGAAGGCGUCGAUCGAGGCGAUGAGGACGGUGGAGGUCGGGGAAGGGGAUCUGUCGGAGCAGGAGUGUGCGGUGUGCCUCGACGGGUUCAAGAGCAGCGGCGGGGUGGUGAAGGAGAUGCCGUGCAGGCAUAUGUUCCACGGGGGGUGUAUCGAGAAGUGGCUGGGGAUGCACGGGUCGUGCCCGGUGUGCAGGUAUCAGAUGCCGGUGGAGGAGGAGGAUGGGGCGAGGAAGGGCGGCGAGAGGGAGGGAGUCGGGGAGGGGACGGUGAUGAGGAGGGAGAUUUGGAUGACGAUAGCGUUUGGCGUGGGGGAUGGAACGGAUCGGCAGCGCGGAGAAGAGGGGAGAGCGGAUGGCGGUGAUGAAGGGGAGCAACAACUUUGAUGCUUUUUGAUAUGUUUUUAUUUUUUUAGAUUUUUGUUUUCUCUCUCCUUUUGUUUUGUGAUUAAUUGCAUGGAUUUGUACAGAAAUGUUACUCGGUUAGUUUCGGAGAAUUUGAUUAUUGAAAGAAUUAUUAUUAUUAUUGUUUUUUAUAUCCUUCUCUUCUGUUUUUUUUUUUAAGUAAGAAAUUACUGUAAAGGGAAAUUGUGUGUUUGAGGCUGAGGCCCAUCCCAACGGUCCUGCCAUCAUUUAAUAUUGGAAAUCCUGAUUCUAAUC